AUGUUCCUCAAGGUUCAUGAACUUGCUUUUCUCUUUGGUCUCAUGGGUAACAUUGUGUCUUUCGGGGUGUUCUUGUCACCAGUGCCAACAUUUUAUGGGAUAUACAAGAAGAAAACGUCGAAAGGGUUCCAGUCGAUACCGUAUAUAUGUGCACUUGCAAGUGCAACUCUUCUCCUCUAUUACGGAAUAAUGAAGACACAUGCUUAUCUCAUUAUUAGCAUUAACACCUUUGGAUGUUUCAUCGAAAUCUCCUACUUGUUUCUCUAUAUCCUUUACGCACCAAGAGAGGCCAAGAUAUUCACGUUGAAGUUGAUAGUAAUAUGCAACAUUGGUGGACUUGGUCUCUUGAUUCUUCUCGUGAAUCUUUUGGUUCCAAAACCACAUCGUGUUUCAACCGUUGGAUGGGUUUGUGCUGCUUACAGUCUCGCCGUCUUUGCUUCUCCCUUAAGUGUCAUGAGGAAGGUUAUAAAGACAAAGAGUGUAGAAUACAUGCCGUUUUUGCUCUCCUUAUCUCUCACUCUUAACGCCGUCAUGUGGUUCUUUUAUGGACUUCUUAUCAAGGACAAGUUUAUCGCGAUGCCAAACAUUCUCGGUUUUAUGUUCGGUAUAGCUCAGAUGAUACUAUACAUGAUGUAUCAAGAUUCGAAGAAAACGGAUUUGCCAAAUGUUGCAUCUAUCGAGAACGAACCAACAAGUAAAACCGAAGUCCCGAUCGUGGCUAUUGAAUUGCCUGAUGCUAGAUCAAACUAUGUUGAAGGACCGGUGAGAACCACGACGAUUCCAAAUUCAAGCACGGCUUGA
Messenger RNA from Arabis nemorensis, 801 nucleotides. Lineage: Eukaryota; Viridiplantae; Streptophyta; Magnoliopsida; Brassicales; Brassicaceae. The record is from the annotation of a GenBank genome assembly.